Molecule: messenger RNA, 1549 nt
Organism: Bursaphelenchus okinawaensis
Lineage: Eukaryota; Metazoa; Nematoda; Chromadorea; Rhabditida; Aphelenchoididae
Source: the annotation of a GenBank genome assembly
AUGAAUACAACGGAUGAGCGCAAAGUGCUCAGAGUAACGUUUCCCAAUCAUUUUCCUUAUAUUAACUAUGCUGAUUGUGUUGUUGGGGAUGCGAUAGCGAAGUCUUGCGGUUAUCCGGGAUUGAUGUACGAUGUAAGUUGGCAAUAUUUAAGAGCAAAUGUUUGUUUUUGUAAAAUCAAUGUUUAGUAGAAAUUGUGCUUUUGGUUUCUCAAAUAUAUUUUAUGUUAUCAAAGUUAUCUCGUUUUAGAUAUUCAAAUUGAUUGCAAGAGAGAUUGACUACAGAUUGGAACCUGUUAUGAAAAGCGACAUAAAGUUUGAAGAUCUAGAGUCGAUUACAGAACGUAUGAUCACAUUGAACUACAAUUCUGUUGGAAUUCCUUUUCAAAAAACGGCCGAACGCAUGGAAGUUGCUGAUCUAACCGAUACUAUGUAUGAGGUAAAGUACUUUCACUUUUGAGUCAUAUUUUACUUGUUUUUAGCUAUUUAGGGACGUGCUUAUGUAAAUGUAUUACCUAAAAUUGUAUAUCGUUAUAGGUAGACGGUUAUAUAAUGAUAUACGUCGCAGAAGCGAUGGAUGAAGGUUGGUGGAACAUCUUUAAAGUUUAUGAUAACUCAACAUGGGCUCUGUUCUUCGUUAUUUUAAUUUUGGAAUGUGUAUUUGUUUGUUUUGUGAACCAGAUUGAAAUACGUUGGAAAUUUAAGAAAAACGUCAGAAACAGGGAGGUAAGGGUAAUAUUACUAUUUUUAUGAAAUUAAAACGUGUAUUUUGUAGUUUAUAGUACGUUUGAUAAUAAUAUGCUUUUGUUAAUAAUCAAACUAUAAAUUUAGUUGGUAUGGAGUGUGAUCCGUCUUCAGCUGUUCCAAGCAGCUUCGACCAAACUUUAUUUCUUUGCCGGGAAGUUCUCCCUCUGGCUGUUUUCACUGUUACAAUGUUCUAUGUUUUUGGGUAUAUUAACCUCAUGGUUUUUGGCAUCGAUUAUUAUAGUGGACAAGCACGAUGCCAUUCUGAAUGAAGGCUACAUUUUCGAUCAGAUUGCCAAAGGGCAUAGACGGCUGAUAUCUCAAGGGAAUACCGAAUGGUUUUAUAAUGAAACGGGUGAAAGUUACUUCAAACUUACGACGGCAUUAAAAGGACACACGGCUGAGUUGGUGGAUCCUAUGAGUAAGGUUAUUUUCUUUGUUAUUUUGAAUUCAAAAUAUACGAAUAUUGGCCGAAUCUCUGACAUUAUAUGGUUAACAUGUUAAGCUUAUACCUAUUUUAGAGAUAAUAUCGCGAGUGCGAGAUCACGGUGAUCUGAUUUAUGUUCACUCGGAUACGGGUAGUUAUUUGGAGGCCAAAAGAUACUGUGAUAUCAAACAUACCAAAGUGACGUUUCCUAGUAUUGGUGCACAUAUUAUGUUACCUAAAAACAGUACUUUACUACCAUUGUUCAACAAAGCUAUACGAGAGAACAAGAGGAGGUUGACCAACAUAUACAGAAGGUAUAAUACGCUGAAGUUGGUUUCUGUAUGUGACAAUUUUGUAUUGGGGGAUGCUCUACGUAAGUAA